CUGCUGGCAAGGAGGUGCAUCACUGAUGUUUGAUCUGUGGAGACCCGCAGCUGUUGUUAAAGCCCUGCUGCUAGUGGGACCACUGGAAAUACAGGUUUGUCAACGAACCCUUUUUGCUGAAUGCUGCAGCUCACAGGAUGGACUCCAGUGGGAAACCCUCAACGGCACAGAUGGUGGUUUUAGCCACCAGCUCAGCCCUGACUGCUCUCUUCUACUCAAUUUACAGGAGCAGAGCUACAACAGUUGCCAGAUUAAAGGAAGCCAAGAAAGUCUCCAUUGACCUGGAUUUGAAGAACAUGCUCUCUGAAACUCCUGGAAGAUGCGUCCCAUAUGCUGUCAUAGAAGGUGUAGUGAGAUCUGUGAAGGAAACUCUGAACAGCCAGUUUGUUGAUAACUGCAAAGGCGUGAUUGAAAGGCUGACCCUGAAGGAGGAAAAGAUGGUGUGGAAUCGCACCACUCAUCUCUGGAACAACACAGAGAAAGUCAUCCACCAGCGCACCAACACAGUUCCAUUUGCCCUCGGGUCUCUUGAUGAUGAUAUCGCUGCCACAGUACGGGUCAUACGUCCGCUAGACGCUGCAGAGUUGGACCUGGAGACCACGUAUGAGAACUUCCACCCCACAGUCCAGUCCUUGUCCAACGUUAUUGGCCACUUCAUCAGCGGGGAACGACCCAAGGGCAUCCACGAAACUGAGGAGAUGCUGCGGCUGGGAGACAGCGUCACAGGUGUAGGAGAGCUGGUCCUGGAUAACAACCUGAUCAAGCUCCAACCUCCCAAACAGGGCUUCCGUUACUUUCUCACUCGGCUGGACUACGAGUCUCUUCUCAAGAAGCAGCGGAACAGCGUCAGGCUGUGGCGGAUCCUGACGGUGGUCUUCGGUGUCGCCGCUUGUUCCGCGCUCCUCUUCAUCCUGUGGAAGCAGUACGUGCAGCGCCGACAGAGCCAGAAGGACAGGAGCAUGCUGGAGGAGUUCAAGGAGCACCAGAAGAAACGCAUGCGUGAACUCAACCUGGAGGAAGGCAGCGUGUCGCCCACCAGCUGUACCGUCUGCCUGAGCCGGGAGCGGUCCUGUGUGUUUCUAGAGUGUGGUCACGUGUGUGCCUGUGCCCAGUGCUACGACGCCCUGCCAGGGCCAAAGAAAUGCCCCAUCUGCAGGGCGACCAUAGACAGGGUGGUGCCUCUUUACAACAGCUAAUGUGGAAAUGCAGAACUGUGGAUUACAUCACGCAGGACGUCUACAGAACAUUUCACUGCCAUGGUCAGACUGGAAAUAUGUCAAACAGCUGCCUGAAAAUAGUCAUAUCUGUACUUUUUGUUGCACUUUUUUCUUUCACUCACUCUUACAGAUAAAAAGUAGGUUUCUGUGCUCAGUCAUGAUGCAGUCAUGUUUCCCAUCAAAUGUUCGAAUCAAAUUAGGAACUUGUAAAAACAGAGAAAAUGAAAUCUUUCUUCAAUUCAGUACAAAGUACAGUUCAAUUUUGCUGAUGCUUCAAUUCGUUCCUCUGAGGUAUAAAUUAAACCUGAAAUCACUUAGUGACAGUUGAGUUUGCCCGUCAUUUGAUAGGUCAUAAUUCCUAUAUAUUUAAGCUGGUGGCAAACUACAUUUGCAACAUGAUUCUAAAGAAAACAGAUGAAAUCAUAAGAUUUCAGCUAGAGUAGAUCUGUUGAGGACAAUGAAGACAGAAACUGUCAAAUGACAGAAUCAGAUGUUGAAUACAUUGUUUCUUCAGCGCUCUUUGUGCAUCAAAUGUCACUGCAAAAAGAAUCAGAGGCCAUGGUUCAGCUUAUUACAUUUAUUUGUCAGGGACCACGUAUGAAAACCAUUAAUCUCGUGCAGAGAGAACACAAGCAUUGCACCUGACUUAUCUACUACAGUAGCUAUUUUCCACCUGCAGUCCCUGAGCAGGUAGAUACAGGAUAGAAAUAUAGACGUGAAGAUUAUUAAAAAUGAAUGAAACAUGUCCUUCCUGCAACUUGUAGAGCCUCUUACAAUAAGACGCUCUGAGCCUUCACUCCUGAACGUCCUAUCACGUUUCAGAAUGUUUUCAGGAACAAGGCUUUUGGGAAAUAAGCUCAAACUUUACCUAAGAUGCUUUUGGGAAAUGGGGCCCAUCUUGUUCUUGGUCUUUACGUUUGAUUUGGACUGUUCAGUCUUCCUGAUCGUUCUGUUAAUGUCUUAAAUUGGGUUUAGCUUUGGUGGUUCAGAGCAGAUGAGGCAGAGUCCUUGCAAGAGUCUGCCGAGUGAGGUGGGAUGCUGGAGGGGAUGAUUAUACAAGCUUCUGCCAGGUUGUUCUGGAGAAAGGGAGCAGGCUGACCCUGUCCUGUUCUGUUCUUUUUUUAAAAAAAAAUUUCCUCUGAGUGCCCACUAAUAAAGAAGCAAGUGCUCAGGCUCUGCAGACUUUCAGCUGGAGGGCACACAGCAAGAGGCAACACAUGUAAAACCUGUGAAAGAGUGCAGUACAGUGGCCAGAAAUAUCAACCAACUGUCUGUUUGCAACUGAAACCUCAUUAAAGACAAAUGCAAUGU
Chelmon rostratus (copperband butterflyfish) is the source of this 2528-nucleotide messenger RNA. It is a transcript of the gene mul1, whose product is annotated as mitochondrial E3 ubiquitin protein ligase 1b. Lineage: Eukaryota; Metazoa; Chordata; Actinopteri; Chaetodontiformes; Chaetodontidae. Gene Ontology annotation, biological process: organelle organization; protein ubiquitination. Bases 138 to 1196 code for a protein of 352 amino acids. Gene Ontology annotation, molecular function: ubiquitin-protein transferase activity. Gene Ontology annotation, cellular component: mitochondrion. The record is from RefSeq and is a predicted model, not a curated record. The transcript has 5 exons.